GUUAAAAUUUCUCCCAAGUUUUGCCACAUUUUGAGGAAACUGAAAUUGGGAACGUCGGCUUUCAACCUUUAUUGAGUGUUAGAGUGCUGACACCGCCCCCUAGUGCCAGGUACCCACGACUGCGGCUGCUCCCUGCAGCCACCGCGGGGCUCCCUCUAGACCUGUUCAUCUCACCAGUGCUCACCAGGUACUGUGAAGAAUGACUUUACCUCAUGUCUCGUUCUGGCUGACCCCAGAUCUCAGUUGGGGGUGGAGGAGCCGAUGAAAUAACAGAUCAUUUGAAUAACAGUAUAUCCUUUCACCUUUUCAUUUCUUUUUCCAUUUUAAACUUGACAUACUUAGAAGCAAAAGGACAUUUUUACUUUCUCAGUUGUAUUUCAAACACAUGUCAUUUUAGCAGUUAAAUUUGUAUUACUUCAUCAGGUGUUGCAGUAACUUUCUUCUCUGCAUGUGUUGAAAUGGAGGUUUUUUGUCCACAUACAGAAUUUUUUUACAUGCUUUUAUUUGGGUAAAAUUUUCUGAACUGUGUUUCAGAUAUUUCGUUGUUCUGUAGGCUAUUUACUGUCAUGCUGUACAUUUUUUUUUCUUUUGAGACAGAGUUUCACUCUUUUUGCCCAGGCUGAAGUGCAAUGGCACAAUCUCGGCUCACUGCAACCUCCGCCCCCAGGGUUCAAGCGAUUCUCCUGCCUCAGCCUCCUGAGUAGCUGGGAUUACAGGCGCCCGCCACCAUGCCCGGCUAAUUUUUGUAUUUUUAGCAGAGACAGGCGUUUCACCAUGUUGGCCAGGCUGGUCUCGAACUCCUGACCUCAGGUGAUCCACCCGCCUCACUCUCCCAAAGUGCUAGGAUUACAGGCAUGAGCCACCGUGCAGGCCAUGCUGUACAUUUUUUAAAGUAAUGUUUUUAUUAUUUUAAAAUUAAUGUAUUCUCAUUGUAAAAAUAUUCUGGAAAUACAGUGAAACAUGAAAACAAGCCUUAAUUCCGCCAUCAAUAGGUAACUACUGUUAACAUCUCUAUUCCCUCCAGUUCUUCUAAUGUCUAUAUCUUUUUAUAUCGUUUUCAUGCUGAAUUUUGAAGUCUUCAAAGUACAUUUCUGCUUCCAUUUAUAAAUGUUAAAAGUCUGUCCUUGUUAAAUAUUACAAACAUAUUCUUAUUAGAAACUACUGUAUUAUUAGAAACUGCAAGGCAUGUUUGGGUAUAGAGGUAGGUAAUUUUGAACAUACCCGCCAAUUCAGGGUUAGUAUUGGACUCCUCUAUUAAAGCCGCAUUUGUGUCCCGUUGUACUGGAUGUAUAUCACACAGGAGCUCACACUCCAGCCUGAAGAUCUUCCAGGACUUCAUCCCCUAAUUCCACAAUCUUGACGCCUUGGCCUUUGACAAAUAUUUGAGCAUCGAAUGGACUUCUCAGAGGCCUCUCUGGCAGCCUAAGUGGGCCAUGGUGCAUGAUCCCAGGUGAGGGAGAGGACGGUCAGGGUCGGGGCAAAAGUGCAAGAGGCGAAAGGGACGCUAGGCAGGUUUGAAAUCUGAGCGAGUGGCAACCUGGCUUUUUCUUAUCUUACUUUUCGGUGGUUCCACCCAUUUGGGUGAACAAUCUGGAUUACCUCCUUGGCGGGCCAGGUUCCCAACAGGAGGCGGGCCUGAUGAAAGGCUGGUGGGCGUGUUCCCGCCCAAGGUCCGUGUUGGCCCGCGCGGUGGCUGGGAGGCCCUCCCCACGCCCAACUGCGGGUAUAAAGAGGCAAGCUGCGGACUCGGAGCAGCUCGGGGCUGCGCAGAGGGAAGGCUCGCCUAGUCGGUCCGCAUCCGUGUCGACCACCUGUCUGGACACCACGAAGAUGCCACCCGUUGUGGGCAAAAAGGCCAAGAAGGGCAUCCUAGAACGUUUAAAUGCUGGAGAGAUUGUGAUUGGAGAUGGAGGGUUUGUCUUUGCACUGGAGAAGAGGGGCUACGUAAAGGCAGGACCCUGGACUCCUGAAGCUGCUGUGGAGCACCCAGAAGCAGUUCGCCAGCUUCAUCGAGAGUUCCUCAGAGCUGGCUCAAACGUCAUGCAGACCUUCACCUUCUAUGCGAGUGAAGACAAGCUGGAGAACAGGGGCAACUAUGUCUUAGAGAAGAUAUCUGGGCAGAAAGUCAAUGAAGCUGCUUGCGACAUCGCCCGACAAGUGGCUGAUGAAGGAGAUGCUUUGGUAGCAGGAGGAGUGAGUCAGACACCUUCAUAUCUUAGCUGCAAGAGUGAAACUGAAGUCAAAAAAGUAUUUUUGCAACAGUUAGAGGUCUUUAUGAAGAAGAAUGUGGACUUCUUGAUUGCAGAGUAUUUUGAACACGUUGAAGAAGCUGUGUGGGCAGUUGAAACCUUGAUAGCAUCCGGUAAACCUGUGGCAGCAACCAUGUGCAUUGGCCCGGAAGGAGAUUUGCAUGGCGUGCCCCCCGGCGAGUGUGCAGUGCGCCUGGUGAAAGCAGGAGCAUCCAUCAUUGGUGUGAACUGCCACUUUGACCCCACCAUUAGCUUAAAAACAGUGAAGCUCAUGAAGGAGGGCUUGGAGGCUGCCCGACUGAAAGCUCACCUGAUGAGCCAGCCCUUGGCUUACCACACUCCUGACUGCAACAAGCAGGGGUUCAUCGAUCUCCCAGAAUUCCCGUUUGGACUGGAACCCAGAGUUGCCACCAGAUGGGAUAUUCAAAAAUACGCCAGAGAGGCCUACAACAUGGGGAUCAGGUACAUUGGCGGGUGCUGUGGAUUUGAGCCCUACCACAUAAGGGCAAUUGCAGAGGAGCUGGCCCCAGAAAGGGGCUUUUUGCCACCAGCUUCAGAAAAACAUGGCAGCUGGGGAAGUGCUUUGGACAUGCACACCAAACCCUGGGUUAGAGCAAGGGCCAGGAAGGAAUACUGGGAGAAUCUUCGGAUAGCCUCGGGCCGGCCAUACAACCCUUCAAUGUCAAAGCCAGAUGGCUGGGGAGUGACCAAAGGAACAGCCGAGCUGAUGCAGCAGAAAGAAGCCACAACUGAGCAGCAGCUGAAAGAGCUCUUUGAAAAACAAAAAUUCAAAUUACAGUAGCCUCAAUAGAAGCUAUUUUUGAUGAAUUUCUAGGUGUUUGGGCCACAGUUCCUACAAAUAUGGAAAAGAGGGUUAAAAAGCAGUGCUUUCAUGAAUGCCAUCCUAUAUAUAUUAUUGCUAUUACCUGGACAAAAUAGAAUUACAAAUAGCACUUGAUAAUUUUAAAGUAUGUUUUAGAAAUUUUCUUAGGAGCAAAAUAAGUACAAAGUAAAUCUUGAACAGGUUCACUAAGCACCCACCCUGUGUAAGGUAUUAUGGAAAUCACUUCAGCACAGGAAAAGUAAUUCAGAUGUUAAUGCCACUUGAAGAAGUUGGUAGGCUAGCAAAGAGGAUGAGACAUGAACUGUCAUAAAGGACUCAGCAACCAGCCAGGGACAGAUAAAGUGCUGUGGAAAGGGGCUUCCAAGUUCUUUUGAACAUGACCCUUAGUAACAAACACAAUUUAUAUAAUGACCCAGCAAAACACAUCACAUCUUACUGUUGAAAUUAAAUGUGUGAUCCAUCCUAGUAUUUUCUGUUCCAUUCCUUUUCAUUCUAUUUCAUUUAUAAAACAUGCUAGUUGAGACUUUUCAAAUGGAUUUUUAUGACCCACUACUGGGUUUGGAUCCACAGUUUGAAAAAUAUUGCUAUAGGACACUUCAGAUAAGGAGACCAUCCUGUUUAAGUUUAUUCUUAUAAGUAGAUCAGUCAUAUGAGACCUGAUCAAUAAAUAUCCAAUACCCAGAUUCCUGCUCUCUGAGUUCCAGAGUUCUUCUGUUUCCUGACCCACUUUUCUACCAGUAAAAGACAUAGACCAAUGGGGAGGAGGGAGGAGAGAUGGAUAUUUCAGCCCUCUCCAUCCUAGUCAACACUGGAUCCACCUAGUGCCUCUGGGCCAUAAGGCUGAGCAGAGUGAGCUUGUAUUGGUUGGUAGCUUUUAAAAAAUAUAAUAAGAAAAAAGUAGAGAGUCUCCCAACUCUAGCCCGGUUUCCUAGAUUGAGAACUAUGAUAUUUUUCUCUGAUAAUUUAAUAUCUACUCUCCUACAAAAGCUCAAGCCUGAAGAUACAAGACUAUUAGAAGAAACAUGACUACCCUCAGUGUAUUAGAAAAGAGGUCAUGCUGCUUUCUAAACAUUCUUGAAUUGUUUGAGCUGUUUUGAAAUUGUAAUUCUUUUCAGCUAUUAAAAAGAAGAGCAAUGAGACUA
Messenger RNA from Pongo pygmaeus (Bornean orangutan), 4235 nucleotides. RefSeq names its product betaine--homocysteine S-methyltransferase (gene BHMT). Gene Ontology annotation, biological process: L-methionine salvage. The transcript is spliced from 9 exons. Bases 1639 to 3051 code for a protein of 470 amino acids. Lineage: Eukaryota; Metazoa; Chordata; Mammalia; Primates; Hominidae. Gene Ontology annotation, molecular function: betaine-homocysteine S-methyltransferase activity. The record is from RefSeq and is a predicted model, not a curated record. Gene Ontology annotation, cellular component: cytosol.